Molecule: messenger RNA, 714 nt
Organism: Exophiala aquamarina CBS 119918
Lineage: Eukaryota; Fungi; Ascomycota; Eurotiomycetes; Chaetothyriales; Herpotrichiellaceae
Exons: 2
Coding region: 224-466 (80 amino acids)
Source: RefSeq, a predicted model, not a curated record
AUGGCGCUCCUCUCCUCCCACCUCCUCCUUCGCACAUACAGCCUGACACUGCUCACCAUCUCCUUCUACCUACUCUUCUCGCCGUCCAAACUCCUCUCAGCAACCCCCGUAUGGCUUCUCGGCGAGAGCAUGGGCAUCCGACCCGCGGGAUACGCAUACGAUGACGCUUUUCCGCCGCACCUGGCGGGCAGCGCAGCAGCCUCAUUGCCUGCGGUGACGACCAAUGGGGAGACGCAAAGCGAGCUUGAACUUUUGGCUCUCCUGGCACUGGUGGUGGCUGUCUACGCUGUGUUUCAGUUCGUCUUCGCCGGGGAUCUGGCGUUGCUUCCGGCGCCGACGACGACAAGAUCUCCGCCGUCUUCCGCCCUCGACAUCUCCAAGCAGCAACAGCAACAGCAACAGCAACCAUCAUCUCGCUAUGCAGAAGAGCUACACACGCUGCUCACCGCGCAAUCGCGCUGGCUAACACUAUCGGGUCUACGGAUGCUAGGGUCUGCUGCAGUGGUGGCAUGGAUCUAUAUGUUUCAUUCACACCGCUCCAGUCUGACCUCGAGCUCGUCGGAUACCACCACGGGGAUCUCGCUCCUGGCGAAUCGAGUCACGUUCACGGUCGCUUUGUCUGAUAUGCUGUUCUGGGGCUACUUGUGGACCGUGCUGAAAGAUGAAGGGAAACAAGUCGCUGCGAAUAUUGCCAUGAGGAGGGAAGCUGAGGAU